GACUAUACCACCUCUAUCCAUCAGCUGAGCAUCCUGCGGGAAGUCACUUCGAGCGCGCGAGCGGUCGGUGCGGCAUUUCACUCCGUCCGAGCAAAAUGGAUCAUUAAACAGCGCAGGAUGUGACUGAGGGACACAUAAGAAACCAAACUCUUAUUUUUUGCGCCUCCGGUCACCCUGGUUAUACCAUAAUUAUUUUAAUCUGUCACGUGGGUUCUUGUUUGUCUUUCCCUCAUUAAUGUGCGGAUUUUUCGGCGAACACUUUCGAAGUGAUGUCAGGAGGAAAUGUGAUAAAUGUAUCCGAAUGAAUGAAAAGUUAAAAGAUUUUUCAUGGAUGGGGUCUAAUCUAAUGUCAAGCUGGUUGUGAAGGUGUUUGAUCUGGUCCCCUCGACCCCAUCCGGAGUCCCCAUGGCUGCUGGAGUGGCAGCCUGGCUCCCCUUCGCUCGGGCGGCGGCCAUAGGAUGGAUGCCCGUGGCCAACCUGCCCAUGCCUGUUGCACCAUCCAAUAAGAAUAAGCGUCAGGAUGAGCUUAUUAUCCUCAAUGUCAGCGGGCGACGCUUCCAGACAUGGCGGAACACGUUGGACCGCUACCCCGAUACACUCCUGGGGAGCUCAGAGAAAGAGUUCUUCUUCAAUGAGGAGACGAGGGAGUAUUUCUUUGACCGAGAUCCAGAUGUUUUCAGAAGUAUUCUUAACUUCUACCGCACAGGGAAGCUGCACUACCCACGUUACGAGUGCAUCUCUGCCUACGAUGAGGAGCUGGCAUUCUUUGGAAUCAUUCCCGAAAUCAUCAGCGACUGCUGUUAUGAAGAGUACAAGGACCGCAAGAGAGAGAACACUGAACGUCUAAUGGACGACCUUGAGGACAACAAAGACAGCAAACUCCCCAACAUGACUUUCCGUGAGACCAUGUGGAGGGCCUUUGAGAACCCACACACUAGCACCAUGGCACUAGUUUUCUACUACGUAACGGGAUUCUUCAUCGCCCUGUCCGUCAUCACCAACGUGGUUGAGACGGUUCCUUGUGGUUAUAUGCCAAAUCAGAGGGACGUCCCUUGCGGGGAACGCUACACUGAGGCGUUUUUCUGCAUGGACACAGCUUGUGUUAUGAUCUUUACAGUGGAGUAUCUGAUGCGACUGUUUGCGGCACCCAGCCGGUACCGCUUCAUGAGAAGCGUGAUGAGCAUUAUCGAUGUGGUGGCCAUUUUACCAUAUUACAUCGGGCUCGUCAUGACCAACAACGAGGAUGUGAGCGGAGCCUUUGUCACACUACGAGUGUUCCGUGUCUUCCGGAUCUUUAAAUUCUCCCGCCACUCCCAGGGUCUCCGAAUCCUUGGCUACACACUGAAGAGCUGCGCCUCAGAGCUUGGCUUCCUCCUCUUCUCCCUCACCAUGGCCAUCAUUAUCUUUGCCACAGUCAUGUUCUAUGCUGAGAAAGGCUCGUCGUCCAGCAAGUUCACCAGCAUCCCGGCCUCCUUCUGGUACACCAUUGUAACCAUGACAACGCUGGGGUAUGGAGACAUGGUCCCAAAGACCAUAGCAGGGAAGAUCUUUGGCUCCAUCUGUUCCCUCAGUGGGGUGCUGGUCAUCGCUCUGCCUGUUCCUGUCAUAGUUUCCAACUUCAGCCGCAUCUACCAUCAGAACCAGAGAGCUGACAAGCGCAAGGCUCAGAAAGUUCAGAAAGCCAGACUGGCCCGAAUGAGAAUUUCCAAGAGUGGCAGCUCUACCGCCUUCCUGCAUAGCAAACGAAACGGACUCAACCAAUCACUGGAGCUAACGCAGCUCCCCUAUUACAAGAUGAAACUUUCACCACAGGGCUCCUUAGAAGAGGACCAGCAACUGAAAAAGACCACGUCUCUGUUGGAGAGUCAACACCACCAUCUUCUGCACUGUCUAGAGAAAACCACGAAUCAUGAGUUUGUGGACGAGCGUCUGUAUGAACAGGGCUAUUUGCAGACAGCACUGCAGAACUUCCCAUCGCAGAGCCCGUCUCUCUCCAGUGAAGAGGGCAUCACGGGCACCUGCUGUUCUCGAAGACCCAAGAAGAACAUUCAGCCUCUCAAUGCCACACACACACACUCGCACACACACAACCUGCAGGAGCUCAGCGCAUUGCACAUCCAGUGUGGGGAGCAGCAACCACUGAACACCAGUCGUUCCAGUCUCAAUCUGAUGUCGGAUGAAUCAGGGAGUCUGAACUGCAAGAGCAGUGGACUGGUUACAACGGCCAUCAUCAGUAUCCCGACUCCUCCCUCAAACAACUCUCGAGCCAGUCCCGACGCCCCGUCCCCUCCCAACCCAGAAGCCCCGCCUCUUCUGAACCCCAGCAGCACUGAUGUGGUCAAAAUCUCUGCGCUGUAGGAGCAAACAGAACUCAGGAAGAGAAACCGAAGAGUAGCCUGCCCCCUAGUGGGAGAGGAGGUGCACUGACUCAGACUCUCGAAAUAAAAGAAUAUCAAGGAUGCGACUGUGUAAAUGAGAGAGACGACCAUGAGUAUUCAAUCACUCUCCAUCAGGACUGAUAAAGAUGAGGGUGUCAUUGCAGUGUCACUGUGCAUAGAACAUUCCUCCUCCUUUUCCUCCUAGUUUUCUGUUGGGUCAUACUGUUUUUAAAUCGUGGAAAAGAUUUAUGUUUUAACUACAGAUGGAGGCAAGAGGUCAAGCUUUUGUUUUCAUCGGAGAGUCUUGUUUUUUUUUUUUUUUAUCCGUCCGUUAAUCUGUUCCAACAUCACAGACAGCCUCUCAAAGCCUCGGCUUACUUUAUCCCAAUUAUGUUAUGUUUUGAUCUAGAGUAAUUCUCAAAGGAUAAGAGGGAAAAAUCUGCUUUAGAGUCUGGGGGAGACUGUACGAGUGUUUCUUAGAUCAUGUUAAGUUUUUAUUUUUGGAAUAUGAGGUCAAGAGUUACGUCUAACUUGAAUGUUUCUGCCCCGCGUGAGUGUGUGCGUGUGCGAGUUACUGAAUUUGCCCCUCAAACUCUCAGCCUCUCACACAGUUCGUGCCUCUCAGGGGGAGGAGAGUUUCCUUCUUCUUUAAGCCACUGUCUCUCCCUGAGUCCAAAACGUUGAGCCGACUUUGUAACGUUAGUUGUGACCUAUCAAACAUUACUAUGUAAUAUAGAACCAAAAAAAAAUAGAAAAAGAAAAAAAAAAGAUAGAGAAAGAAACAUGGAAGUGUUUUUAAAACUCUGUGACUACAAGCACAAGGCGUUGCUGAGAUUUUGUGAUUACAAUGUGUAUCAAGCCUUGGUUUAACUGUGAAUAUUGUUGAUAGAAUAUUUUGUAAUAUUUAGCCAUCGUUUGGCGAAACCAGAGCAGCUGCCUACCCCGCCCCCUUUUUCGUCCAGCCCGCCCCUUUAUGUCUGCCCCGCCCCUUUCCUCUGUCCACUGCUGGCCUGCUUCCUGUAGUUGUUCUGAUCUAAGUGUUAUUGUCAUUAUCGCUCAAUGGGUAUUAAAAAUGUGUCUAGUUUGCGUAAAAACUA
Danio aesculapii is the source of this 3475-nucleotide messenger RNA. RefSeq names its product potassium voltage-gated channel, Shal-related subfamily, member 3 (gene kcnd3). The transcript is spliced from 8 exons. Gene Ontology annotation, cellular component: voltage-gated potassium channel complex; neuronal cell body; membrane. The coding region runs from base 406 to 2358 and encodes 650 amino acids. The record is from RefSeq and is a predicted model, not a curated record. Gene Ontology annotation, molecular function: protein binding; A-type (transient outward) potassium channel activity. Gene Ontology annotation, biological process: potassium ion export across plasma membrane; protein homooligomerization. Lineage: Eukaryota; Metazoa; Chordata; Actinopteri; Cypriniformes; Danionidae.